AUGGCGACUAAACGAACGCAAUCACAACGGCCCCCGGGUCUCCAGUCGACGUCGCAAAUAUUUGACCCUAUAUAUACCAGUGAACUUGAUUCCGACGAAUCAGGGGUUUCCACUGAGGAAGAACAAGAUCCUACGUAUGAUUAUUCGUCAGAAGAGAUGGACUACCUAGAAGUCCAAGAUGACGAUGGUGAGAACGUAGACGCUGCUACGGAAGACCUAGACGACGAAGUCGUUGACAUAGUGGCGGAGGAGGAUGAUAUUGGACUACCUGAAAAUGAAGACAUGAACGGGGCAGAAUCAAGCGAAUUCGAAUGGGAUGUUGUGUCGUCAAGAUCUCGGAAUAGAACGUCUAGAGAAUCAAAGUCUAAGGUAAAUCAGCCGGUACAACAGAAAAAUCGGCAACGGGUUGAUAAAGCUGAACUGAAUAGAAGAAGUAUGUAUGUCAUCUAUGGUCUGUUUAUGAAUUCUUUCGAUAAACCUGCUUACAGAAACUACUGUCUGAUCCAUAGACAGGACGAUGAGUACAGUCCCGGUGACUCUUCUUCGUCGACACCUAUCGCCGGCAAUCGAAUAAUGACAAAGCGACAAAGGGCCAAAUUAAAUGAGAAUUAUCAACCUGACUUGCUUCAACUACCGAUGGAAUCAACACGAAAAAAACAUCUGACAGAAGAGGAGAUUGCAUUGCGCAAAUCUGAAAUAGCACGGAGAAGAAAGCAUCAAAGUAUACAACGAGCAGAACAAGAUAAGAUGGACACAAUAAAUCGCCUGCUAAAAAAGCAAAAUACAAAGCGACGUAGUAAAGACCAGGAUGAUACUGACAACCAAGAAGGACAAUCAAAUACCGCGCGAAAACUACCGCCGCCACUACCGUUACCGACAUCAUAUCGAUAUAUUAAUUCAAAGGAAGGAAGUUUGUUAUCUAUACCAAUAGGAUACGAGUUUCCAAUUCCCUUUAUCAAAGAAACUAGAUAUCCGCCACCUGUCCCUCCUUGCUCGGUCACAGGUUGCAGUAAUCCAAAGAAAUAUCGUAGCACGAAGACACAUGAGAAUGCAUGUUCAAUGGAACAUUUGAAGUUAAUUGAUGGGAGAACAUGA
Messenger RNA from Paraglomus brasilianum, 1095 nucleotides. The record is from the annotation of a GenBank genome assembly. Lineage: Eukaryota; Fungi; Glomeromycota; Glomeromycetes; Paraglomerales; Paraglomeraceae.